Zeugodacus cucurbitae (melon fly) is the source of this 1337-nucleotide messenger RNA. Its product is annotated as phenoloxidase-activating factor 3. Gene Ontology annotation, molecular function: serine-type endopeptidase activity. Lineage: Eukaryota; Metazoa; Arthropoda; Insecta; Diptera; Tephritidae. The coding region runs from base 88 to 1242 and encodes 384 amino acids. The transcript is spliced from 6 exons. Gene Ontology annotation, biological process: proteolysis. The record is from RefSeq and is a predicted model, not a curated record.
AAAAACUUGAGCAUAUUAUAAAACUCAGGAUUUGCAAAACCGGGGGCAGUUUUCCAAGAGUACUCAGCGUGUGCGGUUGUUGUUAUAAUGGCGGGUCUUAAACCGAGUUUAUUUGCCUGCUUUCUACUUUGCUGUUGUUGUUGUAAUGUAUUCACAGUAGCUUAUCAACGUUAUUGUCGAGAAAAUGGUAUUCAUGGACAAUGUGGAUUGUAUGAAAACUGUGAAACGCUGCGGGGAAUUCCAUUAACCGAUGAAAUGAGAAAUAACACAGAUUGCGCAAAUUCCGGACUUAGUGGUGACGUUGUCUGCUGUUUACGAAGAAGUAGUAGAAGAACAACCCGAACAACAACUAGAAGAAUAGUCUAUACAACAGCCACGACACCUGCAUCAUUACUGGAAAAGGAAUACAUAAAUCCGCGUGGACUCGCUUUACUCAAUCAAAACAAAUGUGGGAGUUUAAAUAAUGAUCGCGUAGCUAAUGGCAUUGAUGCUAAACUGGGCGAAUUCCCGUGGUCUGCUCUACUACUCUAUGCGGAGAAGAAACCACUGUGUGGUGGUUCCGUUAUUACCGAUCGAUUUGUUUUGACAGCUGCCCACUGCAUUCGAGACGAUUUACAAUUAGUGCGCUUGGGCGAACAUGAUCUGUCAACCGCAGUAGAUUGCGCAAAAAUUUGUCAAACAUAUGAAGAAUUCGGUAUAGAUCCACAACAGAAACCAUUUAUACAUCCCGACUACGAUGACUCGACCAAAUACAAAGAUAUUGCUUUGAUAAAACUUGAUAGAACUAUAGAUUUUCAAACUUAUAAUCACAUAAAACCAAUUUGUUUACCAAUAACACCAAGUGAUUAUAAUUUGGUGCCAAGGGCUAUCCUAGUGUUAGCUGGAUGGGGACUAACAGAGAAAAAUGAAAGACGCCAGGCUGAAAUUCUUCAGAAAGGUCUUCUCAGAUUCGAACCAUUGGAUGUUUGCAAAGAGUUAUACCCAUUAUAUACGGUAGAUAAUUCGAAGCUUUGUAUUAAGUCUGGUAGUAACCAUACGGUUUCUUGUCAAGGCGAUUCUGGUAGCCCUAUAUUUUGGAAAACCAGAUACUCUGUAGGCAGAUUCUGGCGAUGGCAUUAUACACAAAUUGGUUUGGUAUCUCUAGGUUUUGGUGGUAGAUGUGGCGGUUUAACUGAAAGGCCAUUUAUGUACGAAAAUGUCACAGAUUCCUUGGCAUGGUUAACGAAUACCAUUCUAAAAUGAAGGCAUCCGUAAUAAAGUAUUUAAAGCAUAAAGGCCAUUUUAUGAAAUUUCAUGGCGAAUUUCGAUGUUUUAAGUAAAUAAAUGUGUGAAUUGAA